Messenger RNA from Cylas formicarius (sweet potato weevil), 6508 nucleotides. RefSeq lists its product as uncharacterized. Lineage: Eukaryota; Metazoa; Arthropoda; Insecta; Coleoptera; Brentidae. Gene Ontology annotation, molecular function: catalytic activity. Bases 5052 to 6011 code for a protein of 319 amino acids. The transcript is spliced from 2 exons. The record is from RefSeq and is a predicted model, not a curated record.
ACAAUUUUGGGGAACAUAUGAAUACAUAUGAACAAAAAAUGCAAAUAUGCAUUUUUAUUUCAUGAAAAAUUCUGAAUAACAAUAUUAUUUUUAUAUUCUUCAGAAAUCCUAUCAUUUUUUACAUAUACGACGGACCUAUUUGAAUAAAUAUACACGAAGCAAAAAAAAAUAAUAAUAAAACCUUUUUGUUUAUAGAUGCAGACUUACAUACACACUUACACAAAACAUCAAAAUCUUACAGCGAGAAAAUAUUAUUUGCGAUUUUAGUAAAAGUUAUAAUUACAAUUAAUAAUUUAACAAUACCAUGGAUACAUUCAGAUAAUAGCAACUUCCACAACAUACAACUAUUUUUUAAGAUCAAUUCAUAACUAAAUGUUUUUCAAAAUUUCCCAAAAGAAAAUUGUGCCUGUUAUCCGUAAACAUUAUUUAAAGAUGGAAAAACUUUGCUCAACAUCUACAGAAAUUUUAGGACAGUAUUAUAGUUUUGCAUGUUUCUAAUUUAUACAAAUCCAGUUCUCUUUCAAAAUUAGUGAAAUUGCCUAUAAAGACUGCACCGUCAACAAUGUCAACAGUAUCUAAAAAGUUUUCGCACUCUACCUCAAAUUGAUUUAUUAAAGCCACUGAAUUUGUCAAAGAAACAGAGGUAGCCUCCAAUUUCGUGAGUGCUAUAGGUACAAAAGAAUAAUUUAAUUCUAUAAUUAUAAAACUUUUUUUCACUGGCGGGUUAGAAAAAACAGUUUUUGCAUUUAUUAGUGCGACAGAAGAUGAGUUGUUUAGAUAUUUGAUAACUUUUUUAACUAAUUCAAAGUUCGCGGCAUAAAAUACAGCAGCGGUUAACAAAGUUUCCCAGGGAGUUGUUACUGGUUGUGGUGGUAAUUAUAUAUUUGGACAAUUUUCCCUAUAAAAUGGAACACGUAAAGACGCUUUGCUUAUUUGAUUAAUUAAAUCAUUUUCCAAAAACUGGUCUCCUAUACAUUCUGAUGAUCUAUAAUCCAAUCCAUGAAAUAGGUUAGAAUAAAUAAAUUAUUUUUAAAUUUUGUGCUGCCUUAACUAACCAUAUAGGGGGCAACAUCUGCUAAAAGAGGAAAAAAAAUGUAAGUGCAGUAAAAGACAGAAGUUACAGAGGGGCCGAUACAGAUACUGACUAUGUAUGUACCCUUAAUCAUCAAGCUGAAGCAAGAAAUUUCUAAAACCAAGAAGACUCGUGCCACUAAGAGAAGUGAACCAAGUACAACGUUGAAAAACUGAAGGCUAAUUCUUUGGCUGAACAUUUUGGGAUAGAAAUGACGGAAAAGUUGAGCAGCAUGCAAAGAACGGAUCACAUAGAAAAUGAUUGGGUGGAAUAAGAAGAUAACAUUGAAGGAGUGCUGCAAAAAGAAUUCGAUCAUGUGAAGGCUGGGGUUAAGAGGGGCUGAUUUGACGACGACUGGAAAGAAAGUCUCAAAAACGGAGAAAUUGUGCUUGAGGAAUCAAUCGAAGACAAUAAAAGAGCACAUCAAAAAGAACGGAAAACGACAAAGACGAUAUGUAGAGGAAAGAAAAGAGCACCUAAUUUUUACCCCGAGGUUAAACAAAGUAAAGGCACAAUACUACAGUUUUGCAAGAGCGAAGAAGUAGGUCUAAUAGGAGAUACAGCUGGAAAAUUGGUUAGAUGGCAAGAAUAUUUUAAAGAUCUCUUAGAAAAUGUUACCGAAGAUAGCGAAGAUAGAAACAACAGUUACGAAUUAGCAAAAGGCCAGGUGGAUAAGGAACUACUAGCAGCACGUCCAACAGACAUCGAACAGAUCAUCACUGAGAUGAAAAAUAAUAAAAGUGCAGGAGAGAAUAGAUUUCCAGGAGAGGCUUUAAAAUACAGGAUGGGAAAAUAUGAAUUGCUGAGGGAGCGUGUUACGGGAUUAAUGAAGCAAAUAUGUGAGAAACAAAAAAUGCCAAGUUCAUCGGGAAAUGCUGUCAUCUUCCCGAUACACAAAAAGGAGAUAAGUCUGGCUGUAAUAAUUAUAGAGGCAUAGCGUUACUAGAUGUCUGUAAAAUAUUCGUAAAGAUCCCAAAGAAAAGGCUCACGAGUAUUCAGGAAAGAGUAAUAGGGUACCCGGUAGUAGAGGAGGAAGGAUCAAAUUUUUACCCUCAAAAUGAUUCAGCCUAACAGCAGAGUCUAACCUAAAUCUCCAUUUAUUAUUCAUAGACUUUAAGCAAGCUUAUGAUUGCAUCGGCAGAUUGGUUAAAAUAACUUUGACUAAUACAGAGAACAGGGUUCGUAGCCACUUGUCGGAUCGUUUUAAUGUAGUUAGAGGUCUGAGACAGAGAGACCCGGUGUAAACUUCGCUCUUUCAUUUGGUUUUGGGAGUUGUACAUAGAGAUAGCAGAAUCGAUAUAAAAAGAACAAUCUAUGAAGAUGAUACGCAGAUGAUAUAGUCUUCAUAGCAAGACCCAGGACAGAGCAAGAAAUUAUAUUUAAAGACCUCGAAAAAAGUAUAAAGCAUUAUGGUUUGAUGAAAAAAGUAUAAAGCAUUAUGGUUUGAUGAUUAAUGAAAAAAAGAAAAAAUACCUGCAAAAUGGACCGUCACAAAAAUUCCAGUGAAGCAUUAUCUCACAUUUACAGCUUCGAAAAUGUUUAUCAAUUUGAGUAUUUUGGAGUCACUUUAAAACGACUUGUGCUUUAAAUAAAAAGACAAGAGCAGUCAAGAUAAGAAUUUAUAAGACAAUGAUUAGACCAACAGUAAUGUACGGCGCUGAAACUUGGGUGAUGAACAGGAAAGAAGAACAGAAAUUAGCGAUCUGGGAAAAUCUGUUGAGGUGUUAAACGAAACGGAAUGGAGAAGAAGAACUAACGCGGAAGUACAAAUGCUAUUCGGACAACCAGAUAUAACACGAGAAGUAAAGAAACAAAGGCUAGGCUGGUUAGGGCAUGUGCGGAUGAUGGAGGAAAGUUGGACAGAAAGGAUAUGGAGGGAGCGGAUGGAAGAAGAAGACGGAGAGGCCGUCCGCGAAAAAGGUGCUAUUCAAAAUCUAAGGGAAAUGGACAUCGAAAACUGGCGAAAUAAGGAUUAAGGACAGCCUGUAGCACUAUUCUAUAUAUUUAUAAUGUUCAGUCAAUUAAAUACAAACAUUUAUAUAUCUAUAAUAUUAUAUAAAAUCCAUAAAACACAAAGUCCCUCAUUUAAUGCUAAAAACAGAGAUCUUUACCAUCACACCCACUAACCAAAACCACAUUUUUUAAAUCAAUAUUCAUUUUGAGUGGUUUUUGAGAAAAAUGAACUUUUCCUUUUUGCUGAAAAACAGGUCUUUGAAAUAUGUGUUUUUUCAGGACAGGACUUAACAUUUGAAUGAUACUGUUUUCAUCUUCUGCAACAGCUUCUUUCAAUCCACCUCAGUGGUCCCAGGUUGCCCAUCCACCUGUUUCUGCAUUUAAAAAGUUCUUAAUAAUCUGUGAAGUUAAAUCCCCGCCUCACUUGAUUUCGAUUUGAUUUACAUCUGCCCAAAAUGCAGUCUUCUUACGAUUAAAGAUUCCACAAUUAGUAAAUGGGCACUCAUUUGACCAAAGGAGGAAAAACUUUGGUAUCUGGUUAGUUUUCUGAAUAAAGCAAUGCCAAUAAUAUUGCCAUCCUGAAGUCCCUGGCAAGGCUGAUCACGAUUAAGAUAAUUACUGUGAUGCUUUAAAAUAGUAUUCGCUGUUGACCGAGCAAAGCUUGUUGUCUCUUCAAUCAGUGUACCUAAGCAAAACUCCCAUAGGUGACAAGGGUGUCUUUGAAACGUCUAAACAUAGCUCUACCCUGUUGACGUCUUUCCGGAUAUUUAUUUAAAUACAUUUCUUCAGCUUAUGCUUCGCUUCUACGGCAGAGCAUAAAACACUCAUUUGGCAAUAGCAUUUCUAACUCUUUCUACUUCUUGUCUAAUUAUCAUUUUUAAGUCUUGAACACUGUUACACCUAUUGUAAUACACUUCGUUUUUAUGUAGCUUCAUAAAAAAGUACAGAGGUGUCAAAUCAGGACUUUGAUAUGGCUCACUAUGUUAUUGAAAAACAAUUUCUUCUUUAAUAUAGUCCAACGGAUUAUCACUUAACGGAAAUAUAUAGUUCUCUCUACAAUUUUCAAUAUUUCUUACCAUUCAGAACAAAGUAAUAAAAUACUGGGCCUAUUAUUCCAUCACGGAUAAUACCACAUCACACAUAAACUCUUCUUCGAGCCUGUGACCUAAUUUCUUUUACACGAUUUUCAUUUGAGAUGCACCAGUAAUGAGUAGUUUUUCUUACCGGCCGUGUUGAGAAUUGCCUUAUCUUCCACAUAUUCUUUUUAAACGUCACUUUAAAAAUAAUGGUCCGUCAAAAGGGAACAAUGAAAGAGUAUUGUUUGAAAGUCGUUUUGGGACAAUAGUCUUAGCGAAUUUUGGUUAUCCAAAAUACAGGGGAACUUCGAACGAGUUCAGACGUACCGCUAAAGUGCGGAUCCUGUUCGCAGGAAAUUUUGGCAAACGAUAUAAAAAUUAAUUGUAGUGGUGCUAGAAACACCAAAUCUCAAAUGGCUCUGCGAUAGCUGUAAUGUUAGCACUAGUGUAAUUUCUACGAUGUUUAUGAAACUUCAGGACGACAUCGGUCAAUUAAAGACAACUACCUGGCCUAACACAGACAAUAACAACAAGCAAGAUGACGAUGGAUUUCAAUUAGUCCAGCCGAUACGGCGAAGAAACAGAACUUUUAUAGAAGGAACAAACACAAUAAGUAGAAUACAAGGAGUUGAGAAGAAAGCUUCGAUAUAUGUAACAAGGUUGGAUAAAUCCACAACAUCAAUACAGAUUGAAGAAAACUUAUCUGGUAUCUGUAGAAUAAACUGUGAAAAACUUAACUUUAACCACAACGAACAGUGGAGUUCCUUUAAAAUAUGUGCCCCUUUCACGCACAAAGAUGCAAUUUUAAACGGAGACCUAUGGCCGCAAGGUGCAAGACUAAGCAGAUAUUUCUUUCCCAAGAAAAAUGCAAAAAACAGCGCCAGUAAAUACGACUCAAAAAAUGAGGAUUUUUUAAACCAGACGGUGAGACACCUAACAAAUUCGUAGUUAUGAACCUUAAUAUUCAAGGAGGUAUCACAAACAAAAAAGAAGCCCUCGAAUCAAUACUAAAUAACCACGACGUCAAUGUCCUGUGUAUCUCAGAACAUCAUGAAUCCUCAGACAUUAAGUUUCUUAAGCUUUUAGAUUAUAAGGUUCUUAGUUAUUUCUCGAGAACUAGUUGCAGAGGAGGGGGAGUCUGUAUCUUGGGUCGAGAAAGUUUAAAUUUUUCAAAAAUUCCGUUUAAUAACUCUGAAGAAAAAAGUUUUGAAAUGUGUUCAAUAAAAUUAGAGCUUAACAAGGAAUGUGUCACAAUUUUCUCUGUAUACCGAUCUCCAAAGGGAGACUUCGAAGCAUUUGUAGAGAAACUCUCAAUAAUGUUCGAAGCUAUAUACGAACCUAAAAAUAAGCACAUUUUGUGCGGUGACAUUAACGUCAACUUGCUUGAAAACAACAAACAAACUAAAAUACUAAAAAAUAUACUUCUUGAGUAUAAUUUAGUUGCUUCUAUAGAAGAGCCCACCAGAAUAACUUAUCAUUCUAGAACAUGCAUUGACAAUAUUUUCGUCGACUUUACCGGACUAAAAAGCUUGGCAGUAGACACAUGUGUCUCUGACCACACGUUUCAGCUCUUCUUUUUUGAGGAGUUCUGCAAUAAUAAUUGUACAGAACGCUUUUUCAGAAACUUUAGCGAAAAUAAUGUAAAUUCCUUUAUAGAUUUGGUAUCCAACACAGAUUGGAAUAAUUUGUUCUACGAUAUUCAAUCUGAUGACUUAGAUAAAAAAUUUAACACUUUUUACGAAAAACUGAAACCAAUAUUUAUGUCAUGUUUUCCAUUUACAAAAAAAGGAAAAGUCUCGUACAGGAAAAAAACCAAUUGGUUUAAUAGAGAAUUAAGAGAGCUGAGUCGUGCGGUACACGAGAUGCAACAAGUAAACAAAAGAAUAAAAAAUGAUCUAUAUAUAAAAUAAAUCUAAAUAUAAAGGACUUAAAUCCCAUUACAACAAAAAACUUAAACACGCAAAGAAAACUCACCACAAUUUAAGGUUAAUGAAAUCUGAUAACAUAAGUAGGGAAAGUUGGGCAAUAGUCAGGGAAAAUAGCAACCAUAAAAGUAAAUCCUCUUCUAUAACCAACAUAACCGUUGGUGGUGAAACACUACAAGACAAAUUGGUUAAGGCUUUCGCGGCCCGUUGAUAAGCUAUUAUCUUCAUUCGGGUUUAAAGGCCGUCGUCGAUUGGAAUUACUUCCUAACGUUUCGCUAGCACGAGUGGCGAGCUUCUUCAGAGGUCCUUCCAUCUCCGAUGUUGGACGUAGACUGACGAUUUCUCCUGCGCAGGUUGUAUUUAUGCCGAUUGGUGGAGGGCGGGGCUUGUUCCGCUUCGGUUGGUCUCGGGAUAUCGAUCGGUACUGCUCGGGCGUUCCUAAGGAUCGGGUUCCAGAUUUGGUUGAGUCUAAGGGUCUCCUC